AUGGCUCGUAGGAAUAGCAGGUUGUUAGGUGUUGCAUAUUAUGCUGCAUUUGACCUGGACAAUAGGCUUCUUUUACACGCAGAACACACACUUCUCUUCAGUCCUUGCACCUUUCUCCAUGGCCGUAGUCAGUGGAACGUACUGCCCAUUUCCCUCUCCCCCUUCUCCUUCUCGGUUGUUUCUUCCUCCAAAGAAACAAGUUCAAAUUCAAGCUCAAAGUCAGUGAAAUUAAGGGAGGACUGGAGGAAAAAGUCCAGACCAAUUCCUCCUGGUGGGGUCUAUCCAGCAAAGGACCACUGCAGUAAAUGCGGGUUGUGUGAUACUUAUUAUAUUGCCCAUGUCAAGAAUGCUUGUGCUUUUCUAGGAGAUGGCAUGUCCAGAAUUGAAGCCUUAGAACAGAUGGUCCAUGGCCGAGGGAGGAAAGCAGAUUCGCUGGAUGAGGUGUACCUGGGGGUCUAUGAGAAUCUUUUGUAUGCUCGAAAAAUUAAGCCUGUUGAUGGAGCUCAGUGGACUGGAAUAGUUACAACAAUUGCCGUGGAAAUGCUUAAAACUGGCAUGGUAGAAGCUGUUAUUUGUGUCCAGAGUGAUCCUGAAGAUAGAUUUACCCCAAGACCUGUCCUAGCAAGGACACCAGAGGAAGUCAUAGCAGCCAAAGGUGUUAAGCCUACACUAUCCCCUAAUCUUAACACCCUGGCCCUUGUUGAGGCAGCUGGAGUGAAACGCCUUCUUUUUUGUGGUGUAGGGUGCCAAGUGCAAGCAUUGAGAUCUGUUGAGCACCACUUGAAUCUGGAGAAGCUUUAUGUUCUAGGUACUAAUUGUGUUGAUAACGGAACAAGAGAAGGCUUAGAUAAAUUCCUGAAAGCAGCUAGCAGUGAGCCAGAAACUGUCCUCCAUUACGAGUUUAUGCAAGAUUAUAAGGUUCAUUUGAAGCAUUUGGAUGGACAUAUUGAAGAGGUUCCCUAUUUCUGUUUACCAGCAAAUGAUUUAGUAGGCAUUGCACCAUCUUGCUACAGCUGUUUUGACUACACAAAUGGUUUAGCGGAUUUGGUGGUGGGAUACAUGGGUGUGCCAAAGUAUAGUGGUGUCAGCAUGACACAGCAUCCACAGUAUGUUACUGUCAGAAAUGAAAGAGGACGAGAAAUGCUGAAACUUGUUGAAAACCUUUUGGAAAUUACUCCUACAACUAGUCUGGGGAAUCGACAACCAUUUGUCAUGGAGACAGUGAAGGCAGACGAUAAAGCCAAGUUGGGACAGGGUCCUUCUCAACCUGCCCCAAAGUUUGUUGGCAACUUUUUAGCAUUUGUAUUGAACUUAAUUGGCCCAAAAGGUCUGGAAUUUGCUCGUUAUUCAUUAGAUUACCAUACCAUCAGAAAUUAUCUGCAUGUAAAUCGCACAUGGGGAAAACAAAGAGCUGAUAGGCACAUGCCAUCAUAUGCAAAGAAAAUUGUUUUUUAUAACCAGAAUGGGGAAAUUGAU
Molecule: messenger RNA, 1476 nt
Organism: Coffea arabica (coffee)
Lineage: Eukaryota; Viridiplantae; Streptophyta; Magnoliopsida; Gentianales; Rubiaceae
Product: 7-hydroxymethyl chlorophyll a reductase, chloroplastic-like
Biological process (GO): chlorophyll cycle
Cellular component (GO): chloroplast
Molecular function (GO): 7-hydroxymethyl chlorophyll a reductase activity
Source: RefSeq, a predicted model, not a curated record